GGCGAUAGGGCACAUGAUCUGGCCAAAGCUCGCCGAGGAGAGGCCGUGGGUGCUGCCGAUGGUCGCCGAGGAUCAGAAGCGGACGGGAGCGCGCGGCUACGUGGGGCAAGGGUACGAGAUGACGUGCUACGCCACCAACACCCUGUGGGGCUUCGACCCGCGGCACAUCCGGACCAAGCACGUGGCGGUGUGGUGGGCGCACGAUGACGGCAGCCCCGGCAUCGCGAGCCCUCGGGUCAGCCGCCGCCCUGCGUUGUGGCGCCCUCCAUUUCAGCCGCGCCGCUGCGAGUAGGCUGCCCGCCGGAGCACGGGAAGUGGCUCGCGGAGCUCUUCGAGCGGACGGAGGGCGUGCAGACGCGCAACCGCAGCGUCGACAUCGGCCUCGGCCACUGGUCGUUCUCGCCCUCGCUCGGGCCGUGCUACCAGGCGGCCGAGGAGUCGCUGCCAAAGACGCUGCUCGAGAUGACGCGCAAGGAGGCGAAGGCGGCGCCGGAGCUGUGGCCAGAGGACGAUGCGGAGGGAGUGAGCAGAGGUUCGAGCGGCGCGGAGGCCGAGGUCGACCCACAGCGUCUUCAAGACGCACACGUGGAGGCGCCGGCGAGAUAGAGAUGAGAAUCUGUUUUGGUUGUGAGGGGCGGUGGCUGCGGGGUGUGCGAGUGUGCGGAGCCGGAGUCGCAGCAGGGCUGCGCCACGUGUACUCUUUUUGCUCUCGGCCGGCCCGCCUGGGCGGCCGCUGCUCUGUCUGCCAG
Emiliania huxleyi CCMP1516 is the source of this 749-nucleotide messenger RNA. RefSeq lists its product as hypothetical. The annotation marks the transcript as partial. The transcript has a single exon. Lineage: Eukaryota; Haptophyta; Isochrysidales; Noelaerhabdaceae. The record is from RefSeq and is a predicted model, not a curated record.